This is a messenger RNA of Pollicipes pollicipes, 655 nucleotides long. Its product is annotated as enoyl-CoA hydratase, mitochondrial-like. Gene Ontology annotation, molecular function: catalytic activity. The transcript is spliced from 3 exons. Gene Ontology annotation, cellular component: mitochondrion. The annotation marks the transcript as partial. Lineage: Eukaryota; Metazoa; Arthropoda; Thecostraca; Pollicipedomorpha; Pollicipedidae. Gene Ontology annotation, biological process: fatty acid beta-oxidation. The record is from RefSeq and is a predicted model, not a curated record.
AUGCCGGCCGGGGCCCCUGACAAGCACCACAAUGUCCUUCACCUUGUCACAUGCGUGCCGGCUGGGCGCCUCUCGGCUGGGCCUGGUGCGCCCGCUGGGCGCGGCCGCGCUCCGCCCGGCCAGCACGCCGCCUACGAGCACAUCCUGGUGGAGCGACGCGGCGAGGGCGAGCGCGUCACCCUCAUCCAGCUGAACCGGCCCAAGUCGCUGAACGCGCUCUGCAGCCCACUGAUGUCGGAGCUGCUGGAGGUGGUGCACCAGGCCGAGCAGGACCCGGCCGUGGGCGCCAUCGUCCUCACGGGCAACGAGAAGGCGUUCGCCGCCGGCGCCGACAUCAAGGAGAUGCAGGACAAGCGCUUCGCCGACGUGUACCGCGGCUCGUUCCUCGCCUUCUGGGGUGGCGUGGCGCAGUGCACCAAGCCGGUGGUGGCGGCCGUGAACGGCUACGCGCUCGGCGGCGGCUGCGAGCUCGCCAUGAUGUGCGACGUCAUCUACGCCGGCGAGAAGGCGCGCUUCGGCCAGCCGGAGAUCGCGCUGGGCACCAUCCCGGGCGCUGGCGGCACGCAGCGGCUCACGCGCGCCGUUGGCAAGUCCAAGGCCAUGGAGAUGUGCCUGACAGGCGACAUGAUUGAUGCGCAGACGGCCGAGCGCGCCG